This is a messenger RNA of Kogia breviceps (pygmy sperm whale), 511 nucleotides long. It is a transcript of the gene SYCE3, whose product is annotated as synaptonemal complex central element protein 3. Gene Ontology annotation, biological process: reciprocal meiotic recombination; synaptonemal complex assembly; spermatogenesis. Gene Ontology annotation, cellular component: central element. The record is from RefSeq and is a predicted model, not a curated record. NCBI's taxonomy places the organism in Eukaryota, Metazoa, Chordata, Mammalia, Artiodactyla, Physeteridae.
CCAGCCAAUGAGACCUCAAGGCCGGGACUUGGGACCAGCCUGAGGCGGGCGUAGUCAGAUGCGCGCAGCACCGCCCCUUCCGCUCCAGGAGAUCAGCCAAUGAGGGCCAGAGGCCCGCUCCGGGAGCGGGUCUGGUAACGGAAAGGGGAGGGGCGUCAUUCUGAGGAGCCGCCUCAAGCCUCAGGCUAAGGAGGAGGGCAGCCGAGCCGGAACCCAAGCGCCGGCGAGCUGGAGAUGGCUGAUUCUGACCCUGGUGAAAGAAACUAUGACAACAUGCUGAAAAUGCUGUCAGACCUGAAUAAAGACUUGGAAAAGCUAUUGGAAGAGAUGGAAAAAAUCUCAGUGCAGGCCACGUGGAUGGCCUACGACAUGGUGGUGAUGCGCACCAACCCCACACUGGCGGAGUCCAUGCGGCGGCUGGAGGACGCCUUCCUCAACUGCAAGGAGGAGGUGGGGAAGAAGUGGCAGGAGCUGCUCGAUGAGACGGCACAAGCGCAGUAGGCCCCCGCCC